Molecule: messenger RNA, 1685 nt
Organism: Camellia sinensis
Lineage: Eukaryota; Viridiplantae; Streptophyta; Magnoliopsida; Ericales; Theaceae
Source: RefSeq, a predicted model, not a curated record
UCCACAAGUUAAUUAUCUCCUCCCAACCAAAACACAAAAAAAAUAAAUAAAUAAAUAUAAAAAAGAAAAAAGAAAAAAAAAAAAAGAAGAGGAUAGGAAAAGAGAGUGGAAGAGUGGAGGUAGGGAGCGGGUAGAUCUUGGGUGUUGCGAGGUCAUAGUCUGCCAUCUUUACGUGGGACCCGGCACCGAUUCCUCUCCUCAUCACCCUCCAGCUCUCUUCGGCACGUUGGCACUCUGUCCACCAUAUCUCUCUCUCUCUCUCUCUCUCUCUCUACCCACUCUUUCUCUCUCCUCCCCCCUAUCCAUCUAUCCAUCUAUAUCUAUCUUUGGUUUGAGUAUGUUAUUAAUACCCUAAUCCCCUACUAUCAUCCCUUUAACCCCAACUCACCCCAACCCAGAUGUCCUUUCUUCCCUCACAUUCUAUAACUUUUCUACUCACAACAAUUACAAUUAUGAUCAACUUUUGCGUCAAAAGCGUACACUCUUUGCUCAAUUUCGCUAACUCCAAGGACAACAACAAUGGAACAGUAGUUGAAACCCCCCCUCGCCACCACUGCCAGAAUCUUGCAUCUCCGGUCACCGGCGGCCUCAGUUUCGUCGCUCUCACCGCCGACAACAUCCACCGACCCACCAAUGUCGUUGAGUCCUCCGCCGUCAAAUCACCAUCACCACCUUCCUCUCCCAGUGCUACCACCGCCGCUGCCGUGAAGAUAGGGUUUCUUGAUAAGGUGGGAGGAAGCGUGGACGGGCUGAUGUUGUGUACCGAGAGUUUAGGGUUUGAAAGCUCCGAUGAGUGGAGGGUUGAUGACAAGAUUGAGAAUAUUAGCGACGAUGUGGUGAAUUCGAUGACGACGACGACGAUUCGGCCAAAAAGGAAUAGAAUGGGAUGGAGGAGUGAGGUGAAGAAUUUUCCACCGCCAUUAUCGUCGAUGAAUCAGAACGGAAACCCGAUUUUCUAUCUCCGGCCGGUGAGGAGAGACGGGAGGUUAGAGCUCAUGGAGGUGAAGAUUGAACGGCUUGAGGUUUUACGUGCCUCCCGCGAAGAUGGACGGUUGAGAUUAUAUCUCAUUAGAGAUAUAGAUGUUCAAGAAGAAGAACAAGUAGAGGAAGAGGAAAAGAUUGAAGAAGUUAUUGAAGAAGAAGAAGAAGAAGAACAAGUAGAGGAGGAGGAGGAGGAGAUUGAAGAAACUAUUGAAGAAGAAGAAGAAGAAGAAGAAGAGAUGAGUGGGAAGUGGGUAUUUCCGGUGAAAAGUGGCGAUGGAGAUGGUUUUCGAAGGUGUCAUGAGCUGGUUCACCACCACCACCACCAUAAUCUGCAUGGGUGGAGCCAGCACAGUGUGACGAUAAGAUGAGAUUAAUAAGGUGGUCAGAUGACGUGUCUGUGAAUAUGGAUGAUAUAUACACAAUUUGAAUGCAUUUUUGUUGCUAAAUUUAGCAGAGCUGGCAAGGGUGGUGAAUUGGCAAUAGUGGAAAGAAAGAUACAUACAUGGUGGAUUCUGUCUUUUUCAAGUCUUUGGAAUGAUACCAUAGGAAAGGAAUCCACAGAGCAAUACAUCAGAUGAGAGAGAGAGAGAGAGAGUGAGGGAGAGAGAAUUUGGAAGCUUUUACAACAAUCAAUGUUAAUUUGUUACGCAAGAUUUAAUUUUUGAAAAAAAAAAAAAAUUUGUUUUCUCAUGUUACUAAAA